Messenger RNA from Spinacia oleracea (spinach), 2143 nucleotides. Its product is annotated as transcription factor TCP14. The coding region runs from base 319 to 1686 and encodes 455 amino acids. The record is from RefSeq and is a predicted model, not a curated record. Lineage: Eukaryota; Viridiplantae; Streptophyta; Magnoliopsida; Caryophyllales; Amaranthaceae. Gene Ontology annotation, molecular function: DNA-binding transcription factor activity; sequence-specific DNA binding. The transcript has a single exon. Gene Ontology annotation, cellular component: nucleus.
UCCCACUCAUUAUCUUUGCUCCUUAAAGCUUCCUCCCUUCCUUAUCUUCCUAUAUCUCUCUAUCAUCAUCAUCUCUUUCUCUCUCUAUCCUUCUCCCUUCCAACCUUACCUCACUCACCUCCAAUUCUCAAACAAAACCACUUGUAAUCUUAGACAUAGAAAGAGAAAUAGAGAUAGAUAUAUAAUCUAUGAGAUCCCAUUAGUCCCACCAUUGCACAGGAAUUAUACUAUAACCUAAAAAAAAUAAGAGUGUGUGUGUUGUGUGAGUGUGUAGUUUGAGCUAGUAUUUAUCUUCAUUUUGGUACAACAAAAAACAAAAUGGAUGGAGAUCACCAGCAGCAGCAACAACAACAGCAACACCAUCAUCAUCUCGAAUUCCACAACCACCACCGCCCCAACUUCCCGUUUCAGUUGUUAGAGAAGAAGGAAGAAGAAGCGUGUUCAAGUUCGACACCGUUUAACGCUUCUCUUGCAAUAACACCUUCUGGUCCCGGCCCGUCUACUUCAGCUGGGCCUCCCCAGAUUACCCAGCCCCCAGGUGGAGGUGGGGAAUCGUCUUCGGGGCCAAACUCAAAGAAGUUGGCCCCAAAGCGGACCUCCACCAAGGAUCGACACACGAAAGUAGACGGGCGGGGCCGGAGGAUCCGGAUGCCAGCGUUAUGCGCUGCCCGGGUCUUCCAACUUACUAGGGAGUUAGGGCAUAAAUCUGAUGGUGAGACAAUAGAGUGGCUUCUACAACAAGCUGAGCCAGCUGUGAUUGCUGCCACGGGUACGGGUACUAUCCCUGCCAAUUUUACAUCCCUUAAUAUCUCCCUACGAAGUUCGGGUUCUUCUCUUUCAGUACCAUCCCAGCUCCGGUCUUCUUCGUCAUAUUUCAGCCCCAAUUUCACCACCGCCGCCUCCGCCUCUCGACGUAACUUCUUCGCCGGCAUUGGUCUAUCCUCCGACACUUCGCCGUCUUCCGCGCUCCUGAAUUUUCAGACGGCUACUUUGAAUUUAAACCCGGGGUUAUUACAAGCAAAGCAAGAAUGUGCUACUAGUACUAGUCACCCACAUCAUCAUCAACACCACCACAACAACAGCAACGACGCCGGAAGUCCGAACAGUAAUAAUAAUAACAACAGUCAGAACAAUAGUAAUAAUAAUAAUCAGCUUGAUCUUUCGGAGGCGGCAGACGACGGCGGAGGAGGUAGAAAGCGGAGACUAGAAGGGGAAUACGGGGCGGCAGCAGCGGCGGGAGCGGGUGGAUACGGGCAGUACCCGAAUUUUUGGAUGGUUACUAACGGAGGGAAUCAAGGAGCUGCAGCUGCUGCAGUAAUGAGCGGAGACCCAAUUUGGACAAUUCCGUCGGUGAAUAAUAGUGCUGCUGCGGGGUUGUAUAGAGGUUCUGUUCCUAGUGGGUUACACUUUAUGAAUUUUGCUGCCCCAAUGACACUAUUGCCUAGUCAACAACUAGGCCCCACCAUGAGUUCGGGGGCAGGUAACGGAGGUGGUGGUGGAGGAGGUGGUGGUCAUAAUACUAUGAGUCCUGGUGAACAGGCUCAGCAUCUGGGCUUGCUCACCGGACUCAACCCUUACCGGAACGUACAACAAGGAGGAGGAAUGUCCGACUCACAAGCGAGCGGGUCCCACUCCCAUCAUGGCGACGACCGACACGAUACAACGAGUCAUAGUCAUCAUUCUUAAGAGAUCGAUCGAGAGCCACACUUGAGGGUUUUAUUUUUUGUGUGAUGAUAAACAACUCUAAGUAUACCAAAUCGUUACUGUUUCGUUUCCGCUUUCCGUUUCUAGUACCACCACUAUACAAGUGAUAUAAGUCUGCCACCACCGCCGGGAAUGAAAUUUGUGUAGCUAUUAAUUUGAUGUGUAGCACACACGUGAGGUUUGAUUUUAUUUUUUGAUCUUUUAUUUUUUUGUCAAAUUAAUUAUUUGAGGUUUUGAUUUUUGAUUUUUUUUUUUGAAGUGUGAUUAAUAUGAUGAGAGGAUUAGGGUUUGAUAAGAAGGCAAAAUAUUUAACAUUUGGCCUUUUUUUUAUUUUUUUUAUGUCCCUUUUGUUGUGACUUGUGAGUGACUAUGUUUUUAAUUUUUUCUACUUUAUAUUUUGCCCAAGGGAGAAAAAAUUAAAAAAAAUUAUCCCUCCUAA